Molecule: messenger RNA, 7891 nt
Organism: Cyprinodon variegatus (sheepshead minnow)
Lineage: Eukaryota; Metazoa; Chordata; Actinopteri; Cyprinodontiformes; Cyprinodontidae
Gene: cep290
Product: centrosomal protein 290kDa
Exons: 51
Coding region: 439-7701 (2420 amino acids)
Biological process (GO): kidney development; camera-type eye development
Source: RefSeq, a predicted model, not a curated record
GCGGCUCGUUUGAUCUUGUAGAAGCGCUCGCGCGACCUAAACCGAUACAGCUCUGUUUUUGACUUUGACGGUUUUGUUCUUUCUCUCUUUUUUUCCCCCCUACAGAUUACUGUCCUUGUUUGUUUUUAUCUCCGCGUCACUGAUGUUGUGAGAGCCGUAACUUAGCAGCAGCCAAAGCUUCACAUCACGGACUCCUAAGGACAGUUUUUUUGUCGUCUCGGAAAUUUUCUCUUUAACCAAAGCCUUUAUAUCCAGCUAGUCAUAUUCCACUAUACGGCUUAGAAUUAACGUUUCUGAAGCGUAAAUUUGUUAUUGUUUUUGCCUCAUAACUUUACUAGAAAUAAUAAUAUGAUAUAUAAUUUAACCGAGCCCCUCUGGAAGCGCUGCACGCUUACAAUUUAGAUUUAUUGGCUGUCUUUAAAACGUCCCCGUAUCAAAAUGCCGCCGUCCGCUCUCAUAUGGGAGAAAGUGUCUAAAAUUGAUCCGCAGACUCUUGACCAGUGUGAAAAAGACGAACUGGAUGAAGUCUUCCGCGUUUUUGUUGCGACAAAGGAAUGGGAGGUGAAGGAUAAAGCUACAGAGAACAUUACUCGAGUCCUCCGGCUGGGCCAGGCCUUGUUAAAGAUUAAAGAACGGGAAGUUAAAAUUCACGAAAGCUUUAUCGAUGAAAUUUGUUUACAACACGUCAAAACUGAGAAUGAUCUUCGAGCAAAGGUGUCCAAGCUUGAACAAGAGAGCAAGGCUCAGCAGCUCGGCACCGGGCCAGACAGCCGCUUUCUCAGGGAUGAGAUUCGGCAGCUCGAGGCUCAGCUGGAGCAACGGGAGAAGGAAUUGACCCAUUUAAAGAAAGACAUGGGCAAGGAAAAGAAAACAAAUGAAGAGUUGAUUGCACGGAUGGAGGAGGCUGAGGGCGAGGUGAAAAAGUUGAAAAGAGAGAAUGAGCAGCUCCAGCAGGAUGUGGAGUUCUACCGUGGAGAGCUGGAACAGAAGGAGCCGCUCCCAUCCAGAGACGAGAGUGCAGAGACUCAGAAGAAGCUGAGCUUGGCCAACCGCCAGCUUUACCAGUGUUUUGAAGACCUUCAGAGAGCGGAGGAUGAAAACGCACACCUGAAGACACAGAACGAGCAGCUGCAGAAAAGCCUGGAGGAGUCUGUAAAGGAGAUGGAGAAGAUGACAGAUGAGUACAACAAGAUGAAGAUCGUUGUGCAGCAGACUGACUCAAUUAUGGACCAACUCAGGAAAGAAAGAGAUCACACGAAGCUUCAAGUUAGAGAGCUGACAGACAAGAUUCAAAGCAUGACUGAAGAGAACGAACCAAUUAUGGCAGCUGUCAACGCCAAAGUGGAGGAGUGGAAGAGGGUGCUCUCUAGGAAGGAUGAUGAAAUGGCGGUGUACCAACAGAUGAUCCGUGAGCUGAGGGAAAAGCUGCGCUCAGCACAGCUGGACUUGGACAAAAGCAACAUAAUUGCUCUGCAGCAGGCUGUCCAAGAACGGGAUAAUCAGAUCAAGAUGCUGAGCAAGCAGGUGGAGCAGUACACAGGAGAAAUGGAGAAACACGCCCAGCUCAUUGAAGAGCUAAAGAUGUCCACAGAAAAAGACAAAGGUGUAUCUUCGACAUCACAUCAGAGAAGGAUAGAGGAGCUAAAGUCAAAACUGAAAGCUGCAGAGACCAGAGCAAUGGAAGCAGAGCAAGCUCUCAGACAAGCUGAAACACACGCUGAGGAAAAAGACAGAGCAUUCAUUGAAGCUUCCAAUCGCCUGAGCCAAUACGAGUCCGGAACUUAUGGCCUGGAAGCAGCUAUUGCCGAGAUCAAAGAGUGUAACAAUCAAAUUAGAGUGAGAGAUCGUGAGGCAGAGGCCAUGACCAAAGAGAUCAACCAGCUCGAGCUGAGAAUCAAUGACCUCAUGGACGAAAACGAGGAUUUCCGGGAAAAACUGGGUCUGGGGCCGAAGCAAGAAGUGGAUCUGACGGCGUUUAGGCGUGCCAGGGAUCUCAGGCAACGGCAGUACAAAGCUGAAAACCAAGUUCUUACCAAGGAGAUUGAACGACUGGAAGAAGAGCGACUGGAGCUGAAGAAACAGAUCAGGCGCAUGGUGAAAGAAAGAGGAUUUCCACAGUCAAGUGUGCAGCUUGAGGAAGAUGUCCUCUCUGGAAGAGAAGAGCAGGCGCUUCAUAAACCACGCAGCAUCAUUACCGAUGACAAGAUUAGGCAAAAGAAUGAAUACCUAGAAAAAGAACUGAACAGCAAGAAGAGAGAGCUGGAGCUUCACAAGACCGAGUUUCAAGCUCAAUUGGAAGACCUUUCAAAAGCAAAGAGGGAUUUAGAGGUCAUGCUCAAAGAUGUUCUUCAAGCUAUGAGGGUUAAUCAAGAGGCUGGAGCAAAUGCUGUCGCAAUCAGCAGUCUGAAGAACCUGCCUAGUGGUUUAGAUGUGGGCAGCCUUGGUGGGCUGCCUGAUGCUGACCUCAAGUCCCAGAUCCAUCAACUGGUGGGGCGGAACGAAGAGCUGAGGCAGGAGCUAAAAUCCGCUCGUGAAGAAGCGAGCAGCAGCUUCACUCAGCUUGUUAGAGCAAAGGAAAAGAUAAGUCAGCUCCAAAAUGAGCUGGAGCUGCUCAGGACGUCAGACGGUGGUGGAGUCCUCCCUCGACCUCUGACCCUCCCUGAGGGCCUGGGGCCCAGCAGCGCAGAGAUCAUUAGCUCCUUGAAUGAGUAUGCUAUUCGACUGCUUCAGGAGCUGAAAAACAGGGAGGAAAAAAGCAAGAAACUUGCAGAAACUCUGAAAGAAUACAAAGAGAAGUUUGCCGUCAUAAGCCAUCAACAGGGACUCCUCUAUAAGGAAUAUAUAAGUGAGAAGGCAGAGUGGCAGAAAGAGAAACAGACAUUCACAGACAUGAAGAAUAAGCUGGAGGAGCAAAAGCAAGUGGAUGAUGUGAAAAUUCAACAGUUUAACGAUCUGUUAGAAACACUUCACAAAGAUCCAGAAGAAAUCAAGAGACAGCUGAGCGAGGCGUCCCGUAAGCUGACUGUCCUGAAAGUUAAUGAGAAGAAACUGACCCGGCGAUACUCUACUCUGUUGGAGCAGGAACAGCUGCUUCGCAAGGAGAACAGCAAGAUGAGGGAUGAGAGCGGCCAGAUGCAGGCCGCUGUCAUCCAAAGGAUGGGUUAUCUGCAGAGAUACAAGGAAAUGGCGGCCUAUAAGAUAGGUGCCCUCCAAAAGGCCUUGGAUGACAGUGUGCCAGCAUCAGAACUGGAGAGGGCCAAUAAGCAAUACACAGAGCUGACAGUCAAAUACAGAGACGUGCUCCAGAAGGACAGCCUCCUGAUACAGAGAGCCACCAAAAUGGAGCAUUUAGAGAGCGAAAAUGAGUCUCUUCGAGAGCAAAUCUCUGCCAUUAACAAAGAACUGGAGAUCACAAAGGAAAAACUCAAUACCAUGGAACAAGCAUGGGAUAACGUAGGUUCAGUCGGCACUGAAACUGGCAUGGCCAAGGCAGACAAGGCAUCAAUCAACAAUGAGGUGAUAUCGUCUGCAAGACGAAUCACGGCUUUGGAGAUGAAGGAGCUGAACGAGAGGCAGAGGGCCGAGCAUGCACACAAAAUGUAUGAACACAUGAGGAACUCCCUCAGACAAGUGGAGGAGCGUAACUCAGAGCUGGAGUCCAAGUUUGCUGAGUUGACCAAGAUGAAUGCGGAGGCCCAGCGGAUUGAGCGGGAGCUAAGAGACGAGCUGGCGGGAAGCACCAGCAGAGCCAUUAGUGAUGCUGACAGAGCCAGGAUUGCAGAGCUGGAGAAGGCAGAGGCCGAGCUUUGCGUGGAGGUCUCCAAGCUACAGGAGGUCUCUGAUGUGGCCUUGUCUCAGGUGUCUGCUCUCCAGGCCAAACAGAAAUCUAAAGAUAAAGAAGUGGAAGCUUUAAGGAGACAAAUAAUGGACUACCAGUCACAGUCAGAUGAGAAAGCCCUGAUAGCGAAGCUUCACCAGCACAUCGUGGCCCUGCAGCUCAGUGAGGCUGCCGCUCUUGGAAAACUGGAGGCCGCCACCUCUCGCAUUCAGCAGCUAGAGGCCUACAAGCUCCGCGCUGAGCAGCGGUUGGAUGCCAGCGAGCGAGCGCUGUUCCUCGCCCGCCAGGAGGGCCGUAAUCGGGCCACGCACCUUCGCCGCACCAUCCAGUCCCUACGCAGGCAGUUUGCCGGGGCGCUGCCCCUCCAGCAGCAGGAGAAGUUCUCUUUGACGAUGCUGAAACUCCAGGAGGACAGAGCUGAAGCGCAGAAGGCGAGAAGAGGAGCAGAGGAGGAGAGGCGGAGAGCUGAAGGAAGAGCUCAGGAGCUGGAAGUGAGGCUGCGAGGUCUGGAGGAGCUUAUCUCAACCCUGAAGGAUGUGAAGGGUGCCCAGAAGGUAACUGAGUGGCAUAAGAAGAUGGAGGAGGCCCGUCUCCAGGAGCUGAGGAAGAGUAGGGAGCUGGUGGUCCAGAAGGAGGAAAUCGCCUUCCUCAAGAAACUCGUGGAGGAACAGGACCGUGCUAUUUGCUCGCUGGAGGAGGACAUUGUUCAGCUGAACUCGCUUCAAGAAGAACGCCAACUCGCAUGGGACCAGCGGGAGGUGGAACUGGAGCGCCAGCUGGACCACUAUGAGAAGCAGCAGAAAGAGAUUCUCAACAGCGCUGAAAAGUUCAAUGAAGGUGCAGAAUCGCUCCCAGACCCAACGCUGCCUCUUGCUCAUCAGUUGGAGAUCGCCCUGGGUAAAAACAGAGAGCAUGUACGCACGAUAUUGGACCUUCAGGGAACAUGCAAAAGUUUGGAAAAGAAGCUAAAAGAGAAUGAGGGAUCUUUAUUAAAAGCUGAGCAGAACAUCAUGUCAAGAGACAGAGUGAUCAAUGAGCUGCGUCUUCGGCUUCCAGCGGCCGCCGACAGAGAGCGUCUGCUCGCCGACCUUAAAAAGAACGAAGAGGAGCAGCCGGGCAGCCAGCCUGCCCUCAAGCUGGCUCACCAGACUAUUAAAGAUCUCCAAAGUCGACUUGUCAAGAAGGAAGAUAUGCUGAAGAAAUACCAGAACCAACUGACUCAGGCCAGACAGGAUCAAGAGGAGAUGAUAAAAAGACAUCAGGAAGAGUUGAGACUAUUACACAAGAAACUGGACUUGAACACAGAUAACUCUCUGGAUCAGUUCAAACAGACGGCCAUGGAAUUAAUGAAGAAGCCCACAAUCAGAGUCCCAACAUCUAAACACCUGGAGCAGCUUGCUGAGUUAGAACAGACUGUGGCGGAGCAGGAUGCAUCGCUCAGCUCUGUCACUGAGAAGUUAAGGCUGACCAAAGAGGAGCUGGAGCGGCAAAGGAUCACAAUGGAAACACAGGCUAAGAAACAUACUCAAGAUAUAGCAAGGCUGGAGGAAAAAUAUGUUGCUCAGCUAAAGACUCUGACCAGUGAGACAGAGGAUAAGAGCAGUCAGCUGGCCCAGAUGGAGAAGGAGAUGAAUUACCUUCGUACAGAGCUGGAGGCUCAGAAGGAGGCCAAUAUCCGUUCCCCGACCAACACUAUGAAAAACCUGGUGGAGCGACUCAAAGCACAACUUACUCAGAAGGAGAAACAGCUCAAGGGUCUCAGUAAAGCUCUACUGGAGCUGCGGGCGGAGAUGACGUCUGCCGCAGAGCAGCAAGUCAUUGCCAGUGCUGCACAGAGAGAGGAGAGCCUUAAUGUACAGAUGCUGGUUGACAAACACACCAAAGAUCUGAAGGCACGGCUACAGGAAGUGUCUGAAGAACUUCAAGCUGCAAAGGAGUCUGCCAGAGCAGCCAGGAGCAGAGAGAAUACUCUGAAAGAGGAGGUUGAAGGCCUGAACCAAGAUUUCCAAAAGUAUCAAAGAACUCUGAGACGUCUCCAGGCUGAAAAGGAGGAACGAGAGCAAGAAGUUGAAGAGCUCAAGCAGCAAGUGAAGAGGCUCACAAGCACCAUGCAGAAUCAAUCUGAAGCUGGUAAAGGACCCAUGAUAGAGAAUCUGCAGAAGAAGAUCAAAAGGCUGGAGUCUGACCUGGAGAAAAGAAACCAAGUGGCAACCAACAAAGAUGAUCAGGGGAAGACUAAAGAGGAAAUUGUGAGGUGGGAGGAGAGCAAAAAAUGGCAGGCUAAGAUGGAAAAGGUGAAGAUUUCCUUGAAAGAGAAGGAACGAGAUAAUGAAUCCUUGUCGAAGCAGCUCAGCACUCUUAAAGAUCUUUAUGCCAGACUUGACCAGGAGAAGGCUGCUUUGCAGAAAAAACUGAAAGCUCGAGGUGUGACUGCUGACCUGGUGGUGGGGGUGCGAGCCAAUGAGAUGGACAGAGAGAUAGAGGAGUUAAAGAAGAAGAAUGCAGAGCUGGAGACGCAAAUUGUUACCAUAAAGCAACAUCAGGCCUUACCUCGUGACGAUGCCAUGGAGAAUCUGAUGUCCAGGAACCAACUUUUGGAAGAGAGGCUCCACUCCUUAGAGGGACAGAUGUCCAAGGAAUCCCCAUCAAGGCCUUCUACUUCAGGACGAGGUACCGGAACUCCAUCGCAGAGAGACCAGGACCUUUCAAAAGAAAACCUUAAGUUGGCGUCAGAGAACUUGGAGCUGCGCCUUCAGCUGGAACAGGCCAGCAAAGACCUUCCAAGGCUGAAGAAUCAGGUUGCAGACCUAAAGGAGAUGUGCACGGCACUGAAACAGGAAAAGGCAGAGGUAGAUAAAAAACUGGCACAUAUACGAGGGACUGGUUAUAGUGGGAAAACAGUCCCUGAGCUGGAGAAGACCAUUGGGCUGAUGAAAAAGGUGGUGGAGAGAGUCCAGAGAGAAAACGAGGCACUGAAGAAAUCUAGCAUUCAUCCAAAUCAGAGCAGAGUCGCAGCCCUGGAGAAGGAAAAUGAAAAACUGAAGGCUGACUACGAGAAGCUGAAGCAUCAAAGUGAAGCUGAGCUUGGUGCAAAACUGGAAGCUAAAACCAAAGGACUGGAGAAGAUAGCGAUGGAAAACGAGCGUCUUCGCAAGGAGAUUAAGAGGGAAAUGGAGGCAGCAGAGAGGCUGAGGGUGACCAAGACGAGUCUGGAGCUAACCAAUGAAAAGCUGGAAUCAGAGCUGGAAGAAACCAAACAAAGACUGCAUACAGCUUUGUCCAAAGCUGUAGCUGUGGGAUCUGACACCAAAGCUACAAAGGCCACCGUUAUAACCAGGAUGUUCGAGAACAAGAUGAAGGAGUUGGAGAAGGAGCUCUCCCAGAAGACCUCCAGCGUGUCUGAACUCAAACGGCAGCUCAAAGAGGCGAAGGAACGUGAGGAAAGGGCUCAGACGCGGGUGCUACACCUGGAAGAUCAGGUCGACAUGUUACAGAAGUUUCCCGCAGCUGACGUGGGGCCCUCUAAGGAGCUCCAAGCUGUCCGACUGGGAAAUGCCAAGCUAAAACAGAAGCUGAAUGAAGAUCCUGCACAGGACAGUGAAGCUUGUCCAGAACCCGGUUCUGGGAACCUGAAAAGGCUACUUCAAGCAGCUGAAAGCGAGAAAUCUCAACUUCAAGCCGAGCUGAGAAGGCUACGGAAAGAGCUCAAGAACUUCGACCCAAACUUUUUUGAGGAGCUGGAGGACUUGAAGUACAACUACAACUUAGAGCUGAAAAAGAAUGUUCUGCUGGAGGAGCAGCUGAGGAAGGUGUGCGAUCGGUUUGGGGUGGAGGCUGAAAUGCCCAGCGUUUCCAUCAGUUAACUCAGGGUCUUUGUGCCUUUUUGUUAUGUUUAUGUGAUGCAAUCAGGCAGGUAUGAACUAAUACAAUUCUGGUCUGUAUUUCUAGAUUACUAAGUAUAUAUUAUUAGCAAAACAGCACUUUUUCUAUUUUUACAGUUUUUUUCAAACCUGGUUCAUUUUUAUAAAGCUGUAGUUUUGUUGACCUUGAUUU